CCCUCGUGAUUAGAACAUUUUGAGCUUCGUUACAAGCCCAAAAAGCGGCUCUCCAGCCCAUCAACACUUCCUCCCGCCAUUACCUCUUUCUUCCAGCCCCCCACUCUUUUUCAACUCAACACCUCGAGGUUGUCCGCCUGGUUUGCCUCCUCGAUUUCUCCUAGUUCUGACACUGUUUCAGUUCAGUCCGAUCAUAGUGGGCUAGUGGCGCAGGCCGUCGUCUCUUUGAGGCCGCGUCGUCUGUAGACUUGCAGGAAUGCUGCAUGUACGCUGUGUUUGCAAUUAGCUCCCCAUCGUAUUCUAUGGAGGCCGUAAUACGAGAGCCAAAGGUAGUUGCUCUCACCAUGACGUCCCAAACCUCGAUGCUUUCCUCAAGCCGUCCUCGCCCGUAUCCGCCGCACAACUUAUCGUUAUCGGCGCGCUUCCUCGCCGCUGCGCCUCGUCUCUCCUUAGCAUCGCCGUUACUCCCUGUCAGGUCCACCAGCGCGUAUGCCCCGCGCGGGGGCGUGUCGCUGCUGACUGAUUUUGCAGGCCAGAGAUUAGCAAGCACGCCCGUUGGAAACGGCCGCUUGACCCGAGGACGCGUGGGCGUGACGCCAGCUCUAACGCCGGGAGGGGCGGUUAAAGAAGGGGAUGGACGGCAACAGCGGGUCGUUGCUAAGGCCAAGGCGAUCGAUGCGCCCCGGAAGACUGAAGUGAUUCGGUUGAAGGCGAACCAGUGGGUGUACGACGUGUGCGUGGAGCGCCGCUGCACGGUGGCGGACAUCCGCGCGCUCAACCCAACGGUCGACAUCGACCGCGUGCUCGCCGGCCAGCGCCUCGUCGUGCCGCGCCGCCCCUCGCCCUUCGAUCCCAUCGAGCGCGAACUCUCUCGCGCCGCGCAGCAGCUCUCCACCACGUUCGCCGCCCCAACAGGCAGCGCUGCGCGCACUCAAGCUAUCACCGCCUCCGCCGGUGGCAAGUCCGCCCCCGCUGCUUCCGCCGAAAAGCCCGUUGAAGCCACCGCUUCCGCUUCGUCCGCAGCCCCAUCCCCCGCUCUCCCCUCCGCCGCAGCCCCUUCCCCCUCCGCCGCGCCCACCGCGCCUGCCGCAUCGGCGCGCAGCGCGAAGCCGACGGCGCGUCCGUCGGGCGGGUCGUGGCUGGACUCGCUGCUGGGGGGCCCGGCGGGGGGAGGGCUGUUCGGCGAGGAGGUGGAGGAGUACGUGCUGAAGCGCAAGGAGUGGGUGUGCGACGUCGCGAGCCGCCUCGACGUGGACAUCGAGUACCUGCGGCGCUUGAACCCCGGCGUCAACCUCGACAACGUGCGCCCCAAGCAGCGCAUCAAGAUCCCCAAGAGCCGCGCCGCCCGCCUGCGCCAGCAGCAGAGUGUGGGAAGCGGGUCUGACGUGGCGGGGGCGGGGUCGAAGGGGGGGAAGGCGGAGGAGGAGAAAAAGGGCAUGGAGGGAGGUGCAGUGACGACCGGGGAUGCAGGGGAGAAGGACGGGAAGGCGAAAGGGGGUGCCGUGUCGCUGAAGGGCGCGGACGGGGGGAGCAAGGCAGCGGUCGUGGCUUCCGCUUCAGCUACCUCCCGCGAUAAGCCUUCCGCGCGCCAAGCCGCAACUGCUGCUGCGCCUCCUCUCUGCCCCGUCCCCCCAUCCGCCGCAUCUCCCUCCCCUGCCCCCUCGCCGUCCCCCCCAACCUGCCCCUCCCCUUCCCCUCCCGUACCGACUGCGCCAUCCGCCUCCCCGCCCGUGUGCGCCCCCCCGCCCAUCUGCAAGCCGCCCGCCUCCGCUGGGCGGGAAGGUGUCAAUGUGGGCAGCCAGUCGGGCGGCGAUGUGUGCGCAGUGCCGGAGGCGAAGGGCGCAAGCGCUGCGCGGGAGGCGAAGGGGGCUGCGGUACAGGGUGUCGGGGCGGCGGGCGUGGCGGUGGGGGGAGGUGUAGGGGGAGGUGGCGGUAGCAAAGGGGCGCCAGCGGCAGAGGCAUCUUUCUUUGAGGCGCUUAUUCGGGGGAUCGGGGGGGACGGCAAGCAGAAGGAUGGCGCGGGGGGGACGCGGGAGAAGCAGCAGCAGCAGCAGCAGAAGGCGACAGAAGCAGCAGCGCCUGCCAAGCAGCAGAAGGAUAAAGCGCAGCAACAGCAGGCGCCGCAGCAGCAACAGCAGCAGCAGCAGCAGGGACAGCAGCAAGGGCAGUACGGCGUGGGUCAGCGAUUCCGGGUGCACAGGGUGAGACGGGGGGAGUGGAUAUCCUCGUUAGCGGCGGACUACGGCCUUACAACGGAGCAGCUGCAGGAGAUGAACCCCGGCGUCGAUCUCGCCAAGGUCAAGCCCGCGGACGAGAUCCGCCUGCCCGCGGGGCGCAGGCGGGCAGCGGGCGCGGCCCUCCCCCUGGAGGCCGCGGACGUGGAGGCCAUGGGGGGCGCGGUCGUAGUGGCGGCUGGCGCGGGGGACAAGGGCGGCGGAGGGGGAGCAGCAGGUGCGGGAGGCGCAGGGGGGCAGCAGGGUCCCGCGGGCGGGGCGACGGGGGCGCAUUUGGCGGGGGCGCGCGUGGGGAUGGUGAUGCCUGGGGACAGCCUGGUGGACAUAGCGGAACGGUACGGCGUCGCGUGGCAGGAGCUGGCGGAACGCAACGGCGUGCGUGAGGGCGAGCAGGGCGCGGGGCUGCAGGUGGGGCAAAUCCUCAUCAUCCCUGACAAGAAGCCGCAGCAUGUGGCCUCCAUCGGGGGCGUGGGGCACUGGCUGGGCUGGCAGGGCGGGGGGAGGGACGCAGCAGCGGCAGGCGGGGGCACGAUUCUGUCGCAGGCGCCAGCGGGCAUAUCGGUGUCUCUGUCCAUCGCGCUCGUGGUGGCGUCGUCGCUGGCCGCCGCUGCCAUCAUGCGCCUCAACGCGCCCCUGCUCUCGGGGGAUAGCGGCGCCACGCCAGGGCUAUUCCCCAACCUGCGCUCGCUGCUGUCUCGCCUCCCCGAGCCCGUGGCGUCCGCUUGGAGGCAGAUGACGCGAGGCAACACGCAGGGGUCGGAGUCGCCGUCGACCCUCGCGCUUCAGUCCGCCACGACGCCGUCAUGGGUGGUGCCGGCCGCGUGGUCCGCGCCGUCCCAGGCGGACAUGACCACCAUCCUCGCGCUCUCCUUGCUCUCCGCCUCCUCCCCCUCGCUCGGCGGGCUGCUCGCCUCGCAGGGCCUCGCCACGUCCGCCGCGCUGCUGCCCGCCAUUGACGCCGCGUGCCGCGCUGCAGCCGACUCGUUGGUCGCGUCAGGACCUGUCCUCGCCGCGAUCUCGCUGGUCUGCGCGCCCCGCCCUUCGUCCAAUCCCCUGCACCUGCUGCCGUUCCGCCACAGGCCAAAAAGGGGGAAGGCGGGGGUGCUGGGAAUGCAGGGGGUGGGCGGGGCGGACGGGAGGGGGUUUGCGCGGGUGGCGCUGGCAGCAGUGCCGCAGCUGGUGGUGGGGAGUGAGGCCAUAGGGGCGUGCGUGUGGGCGGAAGGGGGGGAGGCCGGGGAGGGUGUGGUGGAUGGGGUGGCAGUGAGAGGGGUGGAGGAGGGCGGGGAGGAGCAGUACUCUGUGGGGGUGCUGCUCAUGUCGCUGCCGCCAGGGAUGCGGAUGGCGUGUGCGGCCAUGGGGGAGGGGAACGUGGAAGCCAAGGGGAAAGACGGCGCUGCUUCACCGGCGCUUGCCUCGGCGCUUACGGUGGCUGUGGGCAGACUCACCCAAGCCAUGGCGCAGGACCCCCUCCAGCCGUCCCAGCGCCUCUCCUCUGUGCUCGCCUUCCUGCCUUGCGGCGCUGCAUCGUCGGCAUCUGAUAUUCUGGCGUCCCUGGUCCCAGACACCUCCCUCUACCUCAUCGCCUCAUCGCCCAACCCCUCGCCACAGCCUCACUGGCAUGUGUCUCCGCCCUUGUCACAGCCCGACUCCACACCAAAUGCAGCAGCAGCGGCAGCAGGAGGGGGCGUGGGGCAGGGGGUGACGGUGGUGGGCAUAGCGGAGGGCGUGGAUCUGAACGGCGCGUUUGUGGCGUCCGUGCUGGGGCAGUGGCUGUACGGGCCCAACGUCACGUUGCUGUCUGUGCCCCCCGCCAAGAAGCGCAGAGAGGCCAUCAGCUCCUAGGGGUAGCUAGCUAGGCGUGUCUGCAAGCAAGGUAGUGCCACGGAGCGUUGCUUGACUUAGUGUAUGGUUCUAGGUGGGUUGUGGGGAGGGGAGUGAAAGCACAAGGCCAUGCAUGCAUGCGUGCCUGGGGGCCAGUGUGUAGGAAAUGUACAGAACUGGCAACAGUUCUGUCAAUUGUUCCAUAGGUGCCCUGUUGGUUAUUGUUGAUAAACUGCUACUGCUGCUAUUACUGC
Messenger RNA from Closterium sp. NIES-67, 4309 nucleotides. NCBI's taxonomy places the organism in Eukaryota, Viridiplantae, Streptophyta, Zygnematophyceae, Desmidiales, Closteriaceae. The record is from the annotation of a GenBank genome assembly.